AUGCGUCUCCUACCUCUCCUAACAGCGUUUACCUCCCUCCUCUCCCUCACUGUUGCCCAAAAGUCCACCAAUAAGCACCAAACCUUCGCAGACCUCGCCAGCUCCUCAAAGGGUUCCAAAGGUGUCGUUCUCCUCAACGACCAGCUUUUCGGAGACCUCACAGGUCCCAACAGGAAUUUUACAUCAGUUGUACUAUUCACAGCGUUGGACGCUCGGUUUGGGUGUGUGUUAUGUCGCGAUUUCCAGCCGGAGUUUGAUCUACUCGGGAACAGUUGGCAUAAAGAGCAUCCAAAGAGCGAUGGAUUAUUCUUUACAAUUUUGGACUUCAGUGUUGGGAAGCAGACGUUUCAGAGGCUCGGCAUGUCGACUGCCCCAAUCCUGAUGCUUUUCCCUUCCUCAAACGCGGGUCCAGGUUCCGAUCAACCAAUCAAAUUCGAUUUCAACCCGAGUGACAUCACUCCCGCCGAAGCUGUAGCCCGCUGGGUCACCGCCCACACGAAGCACACAGUAACGAUCCACCGUCCCUUUAACUACGUUAAGCUUUUCUCCUUCAUCGGCGGCAUAAUCGGUACCGCGACUCUCUCUAAACUCGCAUACCCUUACCUCGCUCCAGCCUUAUUUAGCCGAAACCUAUGGGCUGCUAUAUCGUUGGUCUCUGUAUUGUUGUUCACUAGCGGUCAUAUGUUUAAUCAUAUUAGAAAAGUACCAUAUGUGGUUCAGGGACGUGGGGGUGGUGUCUCGUAUAUUGCUAGUGGGUUUUCGAACCAGCUGGGUUUGGAAACGCAAAUUAUUGCUGUUGUUUACGCUGUCCUAGCCUUCUCCGCCAUAGCCCUCUGCCUCAAAAUGCCACGCAUGGAAUCUUCCGGCAAGCAAAAGAUCGCAGUGAUGGCAUGGAAUUUAGUUCUCCUCGUGCUUUUCAGCUUCCUUAUGAGUAUCUUCAAAAUGAAGAACGGGGCUUACCCAUUCUUCUUGCCGCCUUUGAUCGCUUAG
Messenger RNA from Orbilia oligospora ATCC 24927, 990 nucleotides. RefSeq lists its product as uncharacterized. NCBI's taxonomy places the organism in Eukaryota, Fungi, Ascomycota, Orbiliomycetes, Orbiliales, Orbiliaceae. Gene Ontology annotation, cellular component: oligosaccharyltransferase complex. The record is from RefSeq and is a predicted model, not a curated record. The transcript is spliced from 4 exons. The coding region runs from base 1 to 990 and encodes 329 amino acids.